AUGAACGCCACUCGAGUUCUCCUCCAGCAGAGGCAGCCCAUGAUCCGCUUCCUCGGCAAGCGAGCCAUUCCUUCUCAGGUUGACCACACCCCUCACGUCCACCCUGCCUCUCCCAGCCAGUCUCUCCCCGACUCCUUCGCUUCCUACCGCAAGAAGGCCCAGCAGCACGGUCCUUUGAACCAAUCCUCCCAGUACUCCACCAUCGGUGGAAGGCCUGGCUCUCAGCUUGGCCCUGUCGAGGCAGGAAAGGGUCUCCACUUCGACCGCAGCGAGCUCCCCCAGCGCUUCCAGCGAUUGGCAUGGACCCAGGCCGAGAUCGAGGCGGUCGAGUCUGGCGGUGCCAGCACAUACGCAUAG
Molecule: messenger RNA, 357 nt
Organism: Aaosphaeria arxii CBS 175.79
Lineage: Eukaryota; Fungi; Ascomycota; Dothideomycetes; Pleosporales
Exons: 2
Coding region: 1-357 (118 amino acids)
Biological process (GO): 2-oxoglutarate metabolic process
Source: RefSeq, a predicted model, not a curated record